UGGAGCCAGAGACCAUUAGAGACUUGAUGUAUGAAGGACAACCCCGUAGGCAUGUUGGCUCAGAGAGUGCGAACUCGCCAUCAUGCCAGCAGUAUUUCCCAGAGCAGAUGAGGUGAAGGUGAAACCUCUUGCCUGCAAUGACAAGUGGUGCAUUCUCGUUUUUGCGUUGGUCAUCACUGGUAUGGCGGGACUCACUUGGUGGGCAACCGCGAAAGAAGGUGCCAACAUUGAACGAUUGAUUCAUCCAGUAGAUUAUUCUGGACAGGUUUGUGGCUAUAGCCCAGAGGUCAAGGACAAACCUUUCCUCUACGUUUGUGGCAAGGCCAAUGCAGGAUUUGAGGGUAAUUACCCCACACAGUUGGACUUCCAAUCAAGAACCUGCGUUUCCGAGUGCCCAAAACUGGGCGGUGAAGUGGCCUGCAUUGGAAAGCCUCUGGUGACGCCUUAUGCGGUGGAUUCACAAGAUCACAACGGCAUCAAUGUACAUGGGGUACAGGUGCUUAAGACUGUGACCUGGCGUGUCUCACAGGCCGUCACAUAUCAGAAAGCAUAUCCCACUGAACCGUUCCGGCACAUGAUGUGUGCUCCAGGGUGGGAAGCACCCAACGAUUUACGCGAUCAGAUCAUCUUCGGUGCAGCAAGUCCUCUAUCGAAAAGCGGAGAGGCAUUUGGCAGUCUGUUAACUGCAUGGCCAGUACUUCUCGCAGUCUUCUUUAUUGCGACGGUACUGUCGCUCUUAUUCUUGCUUUUGAUGACCCACUAUGCGGGUCCUGUGCUGUUCAUUGCCAUUGUUUUGGCGGAUAUCCUGAUCUUCCUGCUGGGCCUCUUCUUUGCCAUGGGCAUCUUCUUCGAUCCCUUCAACACGGGCGGAUGGUAUCAGAGUGUAAAUCCUAUUGAAAGGACGAUCUACGGCGAGUGGGCCAGGGUCCUAUCUCUGCUGGUAGGUGUGAUCCUGUGUGGUAUGGGAGUCCUGCUGUUGCACGCCUUGUACCACUCUUCAGAGAGGAUCGAUGAACCAGUAGGACUCAUCCACGCGUCCAUGGAAUUCAUCUUCGAGCCAAGUGGCAGUUCGGUGAAGUUCCUGAUUCUGGUGCCAUUUCUAUCCUCGAUCUUCACCGUUGCAAUGGUGGGAUUUGCCAUUCUUUGCUUCAUGCUGGUGCUCACUGCCGGACCUGUGGACUCUCGAGGUAUUGUCAUCGAUGGCCAUCACUAUCCAAGCAUGUACAAGGGAAUCCAGAAGCCUUGGAAUGGCUUUGGUUGGGAUAUCUCCAUGUUCCUCUUUGUUGCUGGCUUCAUUUGGCUCGUUGAGCUGAUGGUGGCGGUCCAGCAGUACACGGUGACGCACUGCGUGUGCAACUGGUUUUUCCAGCCCAUCAAGAUGCUUCCGUCGAAGGAGAAGGAAAAGGAGAAGAACGCGCCGAAGAAACCUGACUCCCAUGAGGCCUCCAUCAGCUACCAGCAUCCAGCUUCAUCCAGCUUCAUCCAGCACCAGUCUGCAUUGACUUCCAGACCUGGCAGCGUCGAACAGCUCAAACUGGGGGUCCUAUGUGGCCGUCCUCAUGCUCUCUGGGCACCCCCACAGAUCAUCACAGAUCCAACUAUGGCAGAUCCAGUUUUCUGGAAAAGAGCAGGGACACCAAACCAGUUCCUUUUUAGUGUUUCGUGA
Cladocopium goreaui is the source of this 1666-nucleotide messenger RNA. NCBI's taxonomy places the organism in Eukaryota, Dinophyceae, Suessiales, Symbiodiniaceae. The record is from the annotation of a GenBank genome assembly.